Brenthis ino (lesser marbled fritillary) is the source of this 2076-nucleotide messenger RNA. NCBI's taxonomy places the organism in Eukaryota, Metazoa, Arthropoda, Insecta, Lepidoptera, Nymphalidae. The record is from the annotation of a GenBank genome assembly.
AUGGGCAAAGUGAGAUCAGCACCGGGUGCCCCCCGUAAAGAAGGUUUCAAUAAAUCAGGACAUUCAAUGAAUCCUGAUAGACCGACUGAAGGACUCAAAGGAGUUGGGAAGCCUAGAACAAAAGGAACUAUAAAGCGUCUUCAAAUGUAUCGUAAUUUUAAAGCCAAAAGAGAUAAAACAGGGAAAAUUCUUACUCCUGCACCAUUUCAAGGUUGGCUUCCAUCAGGUACUCGAGCUCGAGUAGAACCUAACCAAAAAUGGUUUGGAAACUCUAGAGUUAUAUCACAAAGCGCUUUACAAAAGUUCCAGGAGGAAUUUGGGGCAGCCGUAAAGAAUCCUUAUCAAGUUGUAAUGAAACCAACCAAUUUACCCAUAACAUUACUUAAUGAAAAAGCUAAACAUGCUAGAGUUCAUUUAUUAGAUACUGAAGGCUUUGACAAAACGUUUGGGCCAAAAAAGCAAAGAAAAAGAGUGAAUUUAAAAUUUAACGAUUUAGAAACUUUAUCUAAAGCUGUUGAGGAAAAUGCUGAAAAAUAUGAUGUAAAUAAAGAUGUUGACAGGGUACGUGAAGAUAGUGGUAUGAAAGAUGGGCAAAGAGAAUGGAUUUUUGGUGCAGGAAUGAGCAGAAGAAUUUGGAAUGAACUGUAUAAAGUCAUUGAUUCAUCUGAUGUUUUAUUACAAAUUUUAGAUGCGAGAGAUCCUAUGGGUACAAGAAGUCCUUAUGUUGAGAAAUUUCUUAGAGAAGAAAAACCACAUAAGCAUUUGAUUUUUAUCUUAAACAAAGUAGACUUAGUUCCAAACUGGGUGACACAAAGGUGGGUUGCUAUUCUAAGUUCAGAGUAUCCCACAAUAGCUUUUCAUGCAUCUAUGACUCAUCCAUUUGGGAAAGGAUCUCUUAUAAAUUUGUUACGACAGUUUGCAAAACUACACAUAGACAAAAAACAAAUAAGUGUUGGGCUCAUUGGCUAUCCGAAUGUUGGCAAAUCAUCUGUUAUUAAUACAUUGAGAGCUAAAAAGGUGUGUAAAGUUGCACCUAUUGCUGGUGAAACAAAAGUUUGGCAAUAUAUUACUUUAAUGAGAAGAAUUUUCCUUAUUGAUUGUCCAGGUAUAGUGUAUCCUUCAGCAGAAACUGAUACUGAAAAAGUUUUGAAAGGUGUUGUUAGAGUUGAACUGGUCCAAAAUCCUGAAGAUUACAUAGAAGAGGUAAUAAAAAGGGUUAGAAAAGAAUAUUUAACGAAAACAUACAAAGUAGAAGGUUGGAAUACAGCUACAGAAUUUUUAGAGAAAUUAGCAGCAAGAACAGGGAAAUUGUUAAAGAAAGGUGAACCAGAUGUCAGUCAAGUAGCAAAAAUGGUACUGAAUGACUGGCAGAGAGGCAAGUUGCCAUUUUAUGUAGCACCUGAAGGUUUUGAAGUGCCUUUAACUAAGCAACAACAAAAUAAAGACACAAAGGAAAUUCAAACUAAGGUGGAUGAUAAAAAAGAAGAAAAAAUACCAAAAGAUUCAAUUUCUACUGAAGCCAAAGAAGAAUCUGAUAAACCAGUACUUACUGUUAAUAAAUUGAUUAUAGCACAAGAUUUUGCUAAAAUAAGAGUUGGCUUGCAAUUUGAUAAUGAUGAAGAUGUCAAGCCUCUUGAUGAUGUUGAUAUCCCUGAAGAAUUACAAGGUAUUGAUGAACAAAAUGUCACUAAAUCAGACAAUGAAAAUGAUGACGAAAACGGUGAUAAUAAAGAAAAAGAACAGAAUGAUGAUAGUGACUCUGACAUAAGCAAUUUCUAUAGUGAUGCUGAAAAUGUAUGUAGUGAUGUAGAAGAUCAUUUGACUAAUGAUUCUGAAACAGUAAAAGAAUUGAAGAGAAAAAGAUUGCAAGUAGCAAGUGGUACAUUUACAGUUGAAGAAAUGCUGCCAACAGGAAAGAAACAUAAGGCGAAUGAAAUAUUAAAAAAUAUGAAAGCUAAAAUGACAGCUAAACAAAGAAGAGCAUUAGAUAGAGCUCAAAAACGCACAAAGACUGGAAGCAACUUUUAUGAAGUAUCAAAUGUAAAGAACAGAAAUAGAAAUAAAAAACGACUUGUC